AUGGCGGAGGAGAAACCCGGACUCGGUGCCAGGCUGGCCAAAACGUGCCUGGGCAUCGACAUCUACGAGCGGAGCCCCCAUGAGCCCCUGGACCUCGGCGCCCGUGCGGCGCAGGGCAUCCAGCCGGCCCAGGCGUACUUCGAGGACGAGCCGACGGUCAAGGAGUGGCUGCUGGACCACCGGCCCACCAUCCCCGGCACCGUCAGAUACGUCCGCAGCCUGUUCCCCUUCACGACGUGGAUCUACCGCUACAACCUGACCUGGCUGCUGGGCGACGUCAUCGGCGGCAUCACGCUCGGCUUCGUCGUCGUGCCCCAGGCCAUGGCCUACGCCCUGCUCGCGCAGCUGAGCCCGCAGUACGGCCUGUACACGUCCUUCACGGGCGCCGUGCUCUACUGGCUCUUCGGCACGGCCAAGGACAUCGCCAUCGGCGCCACGGCCGUCGUCUCCCUGCUCGUCGGCCGCAUCCUGUCGCGCGUCGGGCCCGAGCACCCGGACAUCCCGCUCGACCAGAUCGCCAAGACCAUCUCGGUCAUGUCCGGGCUCAUCCUGCUCGCGUUCGGCCUGCUGCGCCUCGACUGGAUCAUCGAGUUCAUCCCGCACGUCGCCAUCGCGGCCUUCGUCACGGGGGCGUCCAUCACCAUCACGCUGAGCCAGGCGCCGACCAUGCUGGGCAUCAAGGGCGUCGACACGCGCCAGCCGGCCUACCUCGUGUGCAUCGACACGCUCAAGGCGCUGCCGCGCUGCACCGUCGACGCCGCCGUCGGACUCACAGCGCUGUUCCUGCUGCAUCUCAUCAAGUGGUACUGCGGCCGCAUGGCCGUGCGCCAGAAGCACCGCCAGCGCCUCUGGGACACGCUGUCGUCGAUCCGCAUGACCUUUGUCAUCCUGCUCUACACCCUCAUCAGCUGGCUCGUCAACCGCGGCCUGGCCCUCGACCAGGUCAAGUUCCGCAUCCUGGGCCCCGUGCCGACGGGCUUCCAGGCCGCCGGCCCGCCCAGCUUCGACCCCAACCUCAUCAAGGCCAUCAUGCCGGACCUGCCGGCCGUGCUCAUCAUUCUGAUCAUCGAGCACAUCGCCAUCGGCAAGUCCUUCGCGCGCAUCAACAACUACGUCGUCGUGCCCUCGCAGGAGAUCAUCUCCAUCGGCGCGACCAACUUCCUCGGCCCCUUCCUGGGCGCCUACCCCUCGACGGGCUCCUUCACGGGCACGGCGGUGCUGUCCAAGGCCGGCGUGCGCACGCCAUUCGCGGGCGUCUACAACGCGCUGAUCCUGCUGCUCGCGCUCUACGCCCUGACCUCGGUCUUCUACUACAUCCCCAUGGCCUCGCUGUCGGGCCUCAUCAUCCACGCCGUCAGCAACCUCAUCACGCGGCCGGCGACCCUGCACCACUACUGGAUGGUCUCGCCGUUCGAGGUCUUUGUCUUCUUCGUCGGCGUCGUCGUGUCCGUCUUCGAGUCGCUCGAGACGGGCAUCUACUGCACCGUCGCCAUCUCCAUCGCCCUGCUGCUGCUGCGCCUGGCCCGCACGCGCGGCCGCUUCAUGGGCCGCGUGCGCGUGCGCCGCCACGGCAACAAGGCGGCCGACGACGACGACGAGCCUGACGCCGACAGCGACAGCGUGGAAGGGAAGACGGCCAGUUGUUCGUCCGAAACCCACCACCACCACCAGCAUCACCACCACAAUCAUCAGCACGACGAGGACUCCGUCUCGGCGACGCGCAGCGUCUUCCUCCCGCUCGACCGCCAGGACGGGUCCAACCCGGACAUCGAGGUCGAGGCGCCGUACCCGGGCGUGUUCGUCUACCGCUUCUCCGAGGGCUACAACUACCUCAACCAGGCGCAGCACAUCGAGACGCUGACGUCGCACAUCCGCGCCAGCACCAAGCAGGCCGUGGCCAACCAGUACGAGCGGCCCGGCGACCGGCCGUGGAACGACCCGGCCCCGCCCAAGGGCCACGCCGAGCGCGUGGCGACGCUGCCGCUGCUGCGGGCCGUCGUGCUCGACUGCUCGGCCGUCAACAACAUCGACAUGACGGCCUGGGAGGGCCUGUGCGACAUGCGCGCGCAGCUCGACCGGUGGGCCAGCCCGGAGCCCGUCGAGUGGCACUUUGCGGCCGUCAACAACACGUGGACGCGCCGGGCGCUGGCGGCCGGCGGGUUCGGGUUCCCGAGCGCGCGGCACGCCGACGAGUGGGCGCGGUGGCGGCCGACGUGCAGCGUGGCGGAGCUCGUGGAGAGGAGGAGCGGGCACCCCGGCGGAGCCGCGCAGCGCGACGAGGAGUCGGCCGUGGAAGGGGAGGAGCGGCGGCCGGAGACGCGCGAGGGUCCCAGCGCCGUCACGAGCGGGACGCUGACGCCGGCCAUGGAGGGCUGCGGGCCGCGGCCGGACCCGGACGCCAAGGUCGUCGUCGGCGCGGCGGUGGUCGUGGGCGCGGCCAAGCUGCGCAAGGGCAGCACGACGACGGGCAGCGGCGAGGUGCCGCUCGAGAAGAUGGGCGCCGUGCAGGGCGUCGACCGGCCCUUCUUCCACAUCGACCUCGCGUCGGCGGUCGAGUCGGCCGUCAGCGGGGCGGUGCGGCGGGACCGGAGGAGGGCGAUGGCCGCCCGCGCGGGCCCUGCGGCGGUGGGCUCCGGGUCGGAUACGGAGCACGAGGGCCGGGAGGAGGUGGAGGAGGCGGAGACGCUGACGAUCGAGGAGCAGGUCGUCGAGAGGGCGAGGGAUUAA
This is a messenger RNA of Thyridium curvatum, 2727 nucleotides long. RefSeq lists its product as uncharacterized. Gene Ontology annotation, cellular component: membrane. The record is from RefSeq and is a predicted model, not a curated record. Gene Ontology annotation, molecular function: sulfate transmembrane transporter activity. The coding region runs from base 1 to 2727 and encodes 908 amino acids. Lineage: Eukaryota; Fungi; Ascomycota; Sordariomycetes; Thyridiales; Thyridiaceae. The transcript has a single exon. Gene Ontology annotation, biological process: transmembrane transport.